AUGGCUUAUUUGAAAACCCCUAGUUGGGUCGACCCGAACACGGAGGGGAAGGACGUCGAUUUUUCAGAGGAAGCAUCAUGGGCGGAAUCGAGAUAUGAUGUGUCUAAUGGCUUCAGAAGCAUGCUUUAUGCGCUGAGGAACUCUGGCACCCUCCUCCUGAUCCUACUAUGGAACUCGAUGCAGUACAAGUCCCAUUUUGUUGCGGUUGCUAUCGGUGAGGCCUACUCUCCAUUCCUUGCAUUAGAAAUGACACUCUACAUUGCGAACUUGCAACAAAGGAUGGUGAGGUCAAAAACUGAGGAGCUGAGGGAAGAGCUAGAGAGCAUCGAGACAUGGAGGUGUGACAUAGAGGUGGGCGACGGCGGUGAAAAAGUGAAGGAGAUGGAGGAGUUGAAGGGGUCGUUUGGGAUGUUAAGGAGUGGAAGUGAGAGUCUUGUGUGGGAAUUGGAUGACUUGUUCGAUGAGAUUGUGGAGGCAAAGAAGAAGUUCUUGUAUCUUUCCAGUAGGAGAUAA
Zingiber officinale is the source of this 513-nucleotide messenger RNA. RefSeq lists its product as uncharacterized. Bases 1 to 513 code for a protein of 170 amino acids. NCBI's taxonomy places the organism in Eukaryota, Viridiplantae, Streptophyta, Magnoliopsida, Zingiberales, Zingiberaceae. The transcript has 3 exons. The record is from RefSeq and is a predicted model, not a curated record.